CCAAACUCCAGAGUCUGAAGUCUAAACCCGCGAAAAAACUUGCGCCGAUCAACACACCGUACCCUCUUUCAAAUGAUAUCGGAGGGACGGACGGAACGAUAACUAACGUAUCAGUACCACGUUCGUGAACUGAUUGAAUCCGCCCCGAAUCCUACCGACAACAAUCGGGCAUGAAUCGGAUUCAGGCGACCGACGAGCUCUCUUUCCGGGUCGGCUUCUCCGGUCAUAGCGGCCACCUCCGGGUGGAGCCUAUCUCCACCGUCGAGCGUGACGACCCAAUCAAGUCUCUCCCAGAUUUCAUUCUUCCCCCGGCAUUUCCUGAGGAAACUUAUGAAUCUAUAAAGGAGCAUAUAGAGGAAAGGUACUUGUUGCCGAGGUUAGACGAGGAGGAAUUCUCUGCCGAGAAAGCCGGGAGGCAAUGGGAGUUUGAUUGGUUUGAGAGGGUAAAAGUACCGUUGGAGCCAUCACAGCCUCGGUCAGUGGUGGUGCCAACGUGGGAGCUGCCUUUCAGAAGGAACCAAAAGGGUUCUAGACAAGGAGUAUGGGAGCCCAAUUCGGUCGAGGUGGAUGUGUUAGAAUUAACUGUUGGAGAUCAAGAGUAUGGCCCUCUUCCACGCAUGACUGGGCCUGCGAAGGAUUUUGUCAGAGGAAGCAUCAAUAAUCGACCCUUUCGUCCUGGAGGUUUGGAUGAUGGUCAUUCUUUAGAGAGAACAAUUCCUGAUGGUGCUCGUAAUGGGCAAUGGGUACGUGAACUGCUGAAUGGAGGCCCGGCUCUGUCUACUCCUCCAGGCCUAAAAAACGGGCUAGACUUGGGAGAUCUUAAGGCAUAUCCAUGCUCCUGGAAUGUCUACAAGGACCAAACUCCUAUUAGUAGCACAUCGGACGAGAAAUUGGGCGAGUUAUCUGUGCAGUUUGAUGACUUAUUUAAAAGGGCAUGGGAUGAAGGUGAUGUUACUCAGCUGGAGGUAGAAGACCAUUUGUGUGCAGAGGAAUCGUCAGACCCAGAUGGUGAAGUGGAGGUUGAGGGACCAAACAAUGUCUCUGUCUUAGAUGUUGAAGUGAAGGUUGAGGGGCCAAGCAAUGCCACCCAGCCUGAAUCAUCUCUUUUAGAGGAGAUACUGUCUGUUGAAUCAGGUGGAUUGACAACCAGUUCAGACAGGAAUGUUAAUGAUGAUGGAAGCCAAAAUAAAGAGGUUCAGUCUCUCACUGGGGGUAGUGAUUGGAUUGCAAAGCACUUCUAUGAGCUCGUGCCUGACAUGGCUCUCAAUUUUCCUUUUGAAUUGGAUGCAUUUCAAAAAGAGGCUAUCUAUUUUCUUGAAAAGGGAGAAUCUGUAUUUGUUGCUGCUCAUACAUCCGCAGGGAAGACUGUGGUUGCAGAAUAUGCAUUUGCACUUGCAUCUAAACACUGCACCAGGGCCGUCUACACUGCACCCAUCAAAACUAUCAGCAACCAAAAGUACCGGGAUUUUUGUGACAAGUUUGAUGUUGGCCUUCUGACAGGUGAUAUUAGUUUGAGACCAGAAGCUUCUUGUCUUAUCAUGACAACUGAAAUAUUAAGAUCAAUGCUCUAUCGGGGUGCGGAUAUCAUACGGGAUAUUGAAUGGGUAAUAUUUGAUGAAGUACAUUAUGUCAAUGAUGUUGAAAGAGGUGUUGUUUGGGAAGAAGUUAUAAUAAUGCUUCCAAGGCAUGUCAACAUCGUCCUCCUCUCGGCAACGGUUCCGAACACUAAAGAAUUUGCUGACUGGAUUAGUAGAACAAAGAAAAAGGAUAUUCGUCUUACUGGAACAACAAAAAGACCAGUGCCAUUGGAGCAUUGCAUAUUUUAUUCAGGAGAGCUGUACAAAAUAUGCGAGAAUGAAACACUUAUAGCCCAGGGAUUGAAAGCUGCUAAGGAUGCAUGGAAGAAGAAAAACUCUAAUACUCCUGGUGGAAGUACUGGACCUCUACCAGGGUCUCCAGCUGUGCAAAGUGGAGGACGUGGUCAAAAGCACGAGUUGUCUAAUCGUGGCAAACAGACUAAGCAUUCUGGUCCUCAGAAUAUGGGAAACCGUGGAAAUCAAAACAGAGGCACCGGUCAGUCUAACUGGGGUCCAAGGAGAUCCGAGGCUCAAAUGUGGUUGCAGCUUGUUAACAAGCUUUCAAAGAACUCCUUGCUUCCUGUAGUUGUAUUUUGCUUCUCAAAGAAUUGGUGUGAUAGAUCUGCUGAUAGCUUAACUGGGACUGACCUUACGAAUCGUUCCGAGAAAAGUGAGAUCCGUGUUUUCUGUGACAAGGCAUUUUCGCGACUAAAGGGAUCAGAUCGUGAUUUACCACAGAUUGUAAGAGUUCAAGGCCUUUUGCAAAGAGGGAUCGGUGUGCACCAUGCUGGUCUGCUUCCAAUAGUAAAGGAGGUUGUUGAAAUGCUGUUCUGCCGAGGAGUGAUUAAGGUCUUAUUUUCAACGGAGACAUUUGCCAUGGGGGUUAAUGCCCCAGCUAGGACAGUUAUAUUUGAUUCUUUGAGAAAGUUUGAUGGCAAGGAAUUCAGACAUUUACUCCCUGGAGAAUACACUCAAAUGGCUGGCCGUGCUGGGAGAAGGGGCCUUGACAAAAUUGGUACAGUAGUUGUUUUGUGCCGCGAUGAGAUUCCCGAUGAUAGUGAUUUAAGACGCAUAAUAGUUGGGAGUGCUACGAGGCUUGAAUCUCAGUUUCGACUGACGUAUAUUAUGAUCUUGCAUCUUCUUCGAGUUGAAGAAUUAAAGGUGGAGGAUAUGCUGAAGAGAAGUUUUGCUGAGUUCCAUGCUCAGAGAAAACUUCCUGAAAAACAACAACUACUUCUGCGGAAGCUUGCUCUGCCUACAAAAACUAUUGAUUGUAUCAAAGGCGAACCAUCAAUUGAAGAGUAUUACCAGAUACAUUUAGAAGCUCAAGAUUAUGAUGACCAAAUAUCGGUUGCAGUUAUGCAGUCGUCUGCUGCUCUACAAUUUCUGAACCCUGGAAGAGUGGUUGUUGUGAGAUCACAAUCAGCACAAGAUCAUUUGCUUGGAGUGGUCCUGAAAGCUCCUUCAGCCACAAUGAAACACAUAGUCUUGGUGCUGAAACCUGAUUUACCACAAUCAUUGCAAAUCUCCUCAAGUAGUGGUAACAUGCAAGAACAAAAGGGCAGUGAUUUCCCACAGGCUGUUAUGUUGAUGCCCAAAUCAAAACGUGGGUUUGAUGAACAGUACUUAACCUCAGCUGGCUCUCGGAAAGCUUCAGGAGCUGUGAACAUAAAAUUACCAUAUCAGGGUUUUGCAGCUGGUUUCAGCUUCGAAGUCAGAGAGAUGGAUAGCAAAGAAUUUUUGAGCAUAUGUGAUCGUAAACUAAAGAUUGACCAAGUUCGGCUUCUUGAAGAUGGUAACAGUGCAGCUUUCUCUAAGACAGUUCAAGAGCUGUCGAAACAUAGAACUGAUGGGAAGUAUCCUCCACCCCUAGAUCCAAUAAAAGACCUGAAGUUGAAGGAUGUCGAUCUUGUGGAAGCAUAUGGAAAAUGGACAAACCUACUGCAAAAGAUGGCCAUGAAUAAAUGCCACGGGUGCAUAAAGUUGGAGGUACACAUGGCUUUGGCAAAGGAGAUAAAGAGCCACAAGGAUGAAGUUGAUUCUCUGCAGUAUCAACUUUCAGAUGAAGCACUAAAACAGAUGCCGGAUUUUCAAGGCCGGAUAGAUGUGCUGAAGGACAUAGGGUGCAUUGAUGCUGACCAUGUAGUUCAAAUCAAAGGCCGUGUUGCUUGCGAGAUGAACUCAGGGGAGGAAUUGAUAUGCACGGAAUGCUUGUUUGAAAAUCAACUUGAUGACCUGGAACCCGAGGAAGCUGUAGCGAUUAUGUCUGCUUUUGUGUUCCAGCAGAGGAAUACUUCCGAUCCUUCACUGACACCAAAACUCAAACAAGCAAAAGAAAGAUUGUACAACACAGCUAUAAGGCUGGGAGAGCUUCAAGCCGGGCAUAACCUACAGAUAAGCCCCGAGGAGUACGCCCAGGAAAAUCUGAAGUUUGGUCUUGUUGAAGUCGUGUAUGAGUGGGCAAAGGGUACUCCCUUUUCCGAGAUUUGUGAACUGACUGAUGUUCCUGAGGGACUGAUUGUACGGACCAUUGUGAGGCUGGACGAGACGUGCCGUGAAUUCAAGAACGCCGCUUCCAUAAUGGGCAACUCCGCGCUCUACAAGAAGAUGGAUUUAGCCUCCAAUGCAAUCAAGCGGGACAUCGUUUUUGCAGCUAGCUUGUACAUCACCGGAGUGUAAGUUUAACCAAAACUACUCUGCCUUGGCAAAUGUAAAUUCAUGUUCUUCACAAUCUGUCUAACAAAAAUUUCCCCGGUGAUAUAUUAUUUUCUGUUAAAUCUUCCCGCUACAAGUUCCAUCCUCAGAUGACAUUAGCAUUCAUUCUUCCCCUUUGCUAAUUCUGAGUCCUAACUGUUAGGAUUUACCCAAUCUUUGUGCAAUUAACUAAUUGAUUUUUUACGCACUUGGCUUUGGUUCCUAGUUGAGAUGCUCAGUUCAGGGCUCUGCCCUUAUGAACUGGUUUAACAUCGAUUCAAAGCGGAUCCAUCCACUAUCCGAAUCCAUAGAAGUCCAGUUAAUCAUCUUUCACCAGCGCAGAAAUGCGCACUUGUGCAAAUUGAUUGAAUUGGUUGUGCCACCAUUGAUACCUCCGAAUUGUAAAUAGAUAGCGUCCAACCUCAAAGAAGACGGGAUUAACAGUAGUACUACUCGACACGAUCCUUCCCACAAAUAUGGUAGGAGCUGCUGCCUUAUUGCACAUCAUAAAAGGAAAGGAAUCACCCAUGAAAACUACUAACACACAUCCAAGAUCAAGAGUCGUGCACUGGAACAGAGCCGCAAAUGAGACGUGGAGCAUCAACAGCGGCGGACUUGAUAUCAAUUGUCGCUUCUUCUGGGUUUAUCUGAAUCAAAAAUAACCUGAGCAUGGGCAGUGUCAGGGAUCCACUCAUUGGUGGCUGGGUUGCCCCUGUGGCUGCUGGCAUGGUGCUGAUCAUCACCAUCAGGUGCCAAGCUGAAGUUGUUGACUUUGCCUUCCAUCUUGAUGAACCCUGUUCCUGUUACCGUGUGAUGCUGCUUGUCGACGCAGUUGAGAUCCUGAUAGUAGUCUGUUUCCACAAACUCCUCCCCCAUGCCCUCCUCGCUUCUUCCACUGCCGCCCAGUUUCUGCCAUUCCCAAAGACACAAAAUCAGAAGCAAGAAAGAAGAAAGGAAACCAAACCAAACCAAACCAUCUAAAUGAAAUGAAUGAAGGGAAGUACCUGAGUGUCGACAUCCUCGAGGCGUUGGAACUCGACGUACUCCGGGAUAGAGGGGUCGCCGUUGACUGCAGCAGAAUCGACGUAUUGAGCAGAGGAAGGGUCGCUCCGCUGGGGCUUGGUGUGGCGCUUGGGAGCUACUCCAUCGAAGUACCCUCUGGUUUGUUGCUCAAUCUCUGCCUCCUGCUCCGCCGACAGAUG
Molecule: messenger RNA, 5473 nt
Organism: Linum tenue
Lineage: Eukaryota; Viridiplantae; Streptophyta; Magnoliopsida; Malpighiales; Linaceae
Source: the annotation of a GenBank genome assembly